Nerophis ophidion (straightnose pipefish) is the source of this 1421-nucleotide messenger RNA. It is a transcript of the gene lmo4la, whose product is annotated as LIM domain only 4a. The coding region runs from base 345 to 851 and encodes 168 amino acids. NCBI's taxonomy places the organism in Eukaryota, Metazoa, Chordata, Actinopteri, Syngnathiformes, Syngnathidae. The record is from RefSeq and is a predicted model, not a curated record. The transcript is spliced from 6 exons.
AAUAAGGACGCAUUUAUAUUGCAGAGCACGCGCUUGGCAGCAGGGAAAGUAAAAGAAAGUGAAAGUGAAUGUCUGUCAACUCAGCUGCUCGGUGACUGUCACACACCAGCUGGACUGAAAAGUUUUGUGGACUUCAGCAGUUUUAUCCUUUGCUUCGUCGAAUUCCUGAAUUCAGUGACGGAGCAGGGAAACGACAAAGCAGCUGAUCAGUCGAUGAUGUAAACGGAGGGACACAAGAAGUGAUCACGACGCCGCUGUCAAAAAGGGGACUAUGGUGCCAUUUUCGGCGUGGAUAGUUUUUCCGAGAUGCAAAAGAAGGUGACGGGACAUGGCGUGAAGUUGUUAUGGUGAACAGCAGGGUGGAGGCGCCCUCAGUGGCAGUGAUGGGCAGCGGCGGGGCGACAGCAGGCAGGUCGUGCGCAGGAUGCGGAGGUCGAAUCGUGGAGCGCUUCCUCCUCUUCACCAUGGAGCAGUACUGGCACACGCGCUGCCUCAAGUGCUCCUGCUGUCACGCUCAGCUGGGCGAAUACAGCAGCACCUGUUUCAGCAAAGGUGGCAUGAUCCUCUGCAGAAACGAUUACAUCAGGCUGUUUGGACACAGCGGAGCUUGCAGUGCAUGUGGACAAUCAAUCCCCGCUAGUGAAAUGGUGAUGCGGGCACAAGGAAACGUUUAUCACCUCAAGUGUUUUAUUUGUGCAACUUGUCGGAACCGCCUGGUCCCCGGGGAUCGCUUUCACUACAUCAACGGAACCAUCUUUUGUGAGCACGAUCGGCCAGGAGAUGGACUGCUUAACGGACACGCCACUCAACUGCAAGCUAACAGUCUGAUGUCCGACCAAAAGGUUUGCUGAGGAAGAGGAAGGAAGGAAAGAAGUGUGCCUUCUCCCUAUAGCCCUCACCUCAGAAGGAGGGAAUGGGCUUCAUUCUGGAUGGUUGGACCACAAGGCUGCCACCUUUCAAGAACUGGCAGUAAAAAGACAAAAACUAACAUUUCAUUAGAGUGAUCACAAUGAAAUCAUCAUGCCUUGUUUUGGGUCAUAAGUAUGGCGACAACACCUAAAUUCUAUUUCUGAAAUGGCAGCAGUGAAACUUUUUUGGGGGGGAAGAAAAUUGUAUAUGUGACUGAAUUGUUUUCUUCUUCUUGAGCCCAACUUAACAUACAAACAUGGACUUUGGCCAAGUGUUCGUCUUUAAUGUUUGGGGUAAAGUGGUGUCUUUUCACAUUACAAACAACAUUCAAGCUUUAAUCUGAUUUCUAUUUCUGUUAACACCAGACACAACAAUUCAGUUUUCUGACCUUUAUCCUUUUCACUGUUGGGCAGUUUCAGUUUGAACAGAUUGCUAUGAAAAUAGAAAAACUGGUUCUUUACUUUUGCCCAUGUAACCAAUUCAUGCAAAAUUCAAACAAUCUCCAAGAAUUA